Molecule: messenger RNA, 1236 nt
Organism: Paramecium tetraurelia
Lineage: Eukaryota; Ciliophora; Oligohymenophorea; Peniculida; Parameciidae
Exons: 3
Biological process (GO): nucleocytoplasmic transport; activation of GTPase activity
Cellular component (GO): perinuclear region of cytoplasm; nucleus; cytosol
Molecular function (GO): GTPase activator activity; small GTPase binding
Source: RefSeq, a predicted model, not a curated record
AUGGAUCAAAAUGACAAGGAAAUUGAUGAGGAAUAGUUUAAAAAGGAAUUCGAAGAGAGGGUCGAUAAACGUAAGUAAUGGCUUUUGGAGGAGUUGAAGAGUUGUGGAAAGUUUUUAGAUGUAAGUGCAAAGAAAUUAGAUGAUCUAGAUGCUUUGACUAUAGCACUCUAUCUUCAUGAAUGUCAAACAGAAUUAGCAGUCUUUCACAUUGGAGCCAAUUCAAUAACUGACAGAGGAUUUAUUGACAUGUUGACAGGUUUGCAAUGGCAUGACAAAUUAAAGGAAAUCUACAUUGGGAAUAAUGAAAUAACCGAAAUUGGCAUAUAAGGAUUGAUUGAGAUUUCAAGUUGCUUCAAAUAAUUGAAAAUCUUGAGUAUGAGUUCCUGUUCUAUUGAUGAUGCCACCUUCAUAUAACUGUGUUAUGCCUUGCCAGAAUUAAAGAAUCUAUAGUAAUUGCAAUUGCCUGCAAAUAAUAUAUCAGAUUAUGGUAAUGAGAUGACUAUUUUAAUAGGAUUGGUGUGCUUCUCCACAUUGUUGGCAACAAAUAGUCUACCAAAUCUUACGGUUGUUCAUUUUGGAAACAAUCCAUUGACUUCGAAGUCUCUGGUUCCAUUCUUUUAGGCAUUGAAGAAAAACAAGACAAUUAAAAUUCUCUAUCUAAAUGACAUCGGAAUGGAAUUGGCUAGCAUCAAAUAAUUGGCAGUUUGUCUGAAGAAAAACAAAACACUCGAAGAUUUAAAUUUGGGGAACACAGGAUUCUCAGAUAGUGCUGCAUCAGUGUUAUGGCCUAGUCUGAAAUACUUGAAGAAAUUGCAAUUGUGGAAUAAUCAUUUAACAGACAAGGCCAUUGAUGAAUUCAUAAAUGUACUUGAGAGGGAGGACAUCGGAUUAACCUAUGUUGGGUUGUAGGACAAUGAAAUUGAAGAAUUAGAUUUGGUUGAGGAUUUGAAUGCCUUACUCAAGUAGAAUGAACUCAUUGACAAGUUGACAGAACAAAUAGAACAUAAGGAAGAGAUGGAAGAACCGGAUGAAGACAAGCAAGUUAAGUAGAUGAUUGAACUUGCUAAAUUAGAAGAAAUUGAAGAGAAAUUGGGGGAGUUAGAAAAGUUGAAUGAGCCUUCAGAAGAGCAAUAGGAUGUGGUUAAUGAAUUACAGGGGAAAUUGAAAACGUAGAAGUGGGCUGGAGAGAUUGAAGAUCCUGAAGAUAAAACAUUGAAACACUCGGUAAUGGAAUGA